AUCCCCGCCCCCAACUGGAACUCAUUCUUUACCAAACUCAUAAAGAUUCGCGGUCAAAAUGGCGGAUGAAAAGCUAGUAAAACAUAAGGGUGGAUGCCAUUGUGGAAAGGUUCGAUUUGAAGUGAUGGCCCCAGCAAUACUUCAUGUGUACGACUGCAACUGCAGUAUUUGCAAGAAGAAACAAAACAAGCAUUUUAUUGUUCCAAAGGAUCAUUUAACUUUGUUAGAGGGUAAAGACAAUUUAACCUGCUACACAUUUAAUACACAUGCUGCAAAGCACCUUUUCUGCAAGACCUGUGGUGUGCAGAGUUUUUACGUCCCUCGAUCUAAUCCUGAUGGUUAUGGGGUCAUGCCUCAUUGUUUAGAUGAGGGUACAGUGGAGGAUGUUGAAGUUGAGGAUUGUGAUGGUCAGAAUUGGGAGAAGUUUAUUGCUGAAAAUCCUGGAAUCAAAGAGCGAUCAAAAAAAGAAUGACAGAAGCUUUCUUGAUGGAUAACCACAGAAUGAUACCAUCUACACUAUACUGAACCUGUUCCAUUAAAUCAGUCACAAAUCUCCAUAGGGAUACAUUGAACAGGUCCUAAGAUAACCAAACUUACUAUUAUAUUUUUCUAAUGAAAUAUUCCCAUUAGAAGCCUAUUAGUGAAGAUGAUGUCCAGGCCUACAGACCUGUCACAUUCCUCAAAAAACUCACCUUCUAUGUAGAAUUAUAUUUAGCUAAAUUUGUACACUCAAAUGAAAAAAUUUCUCAUCAA
Pocillopora damicornis (cauliflower coral) is the source of this 753-nucleotide messenger RNA. RefSeq names its product centromere protein V. Gene Ontology annotation, molecular function: carbon-sulfur lyase activity. The record is from RefSeq and is a predicted model, not a curated record. Lineage: Eukaryota; Metazoa; Cnidaria; Anthozoa; Scleractinia; Pocilloporidae.